GUUGAUUAUCACUGGCACAUUGUGAACAACGUCAGGGAGAGCAUCUCUAUCAGUCAGCACGCCGAAAUAGUUUUGAAAUCAAAAUUAAAAUCCGAAUCCGCAAAUAAUGACUGAAACCGCCAGUAGUUCGAGCAGCACCCCGCGCCUGGGCAUGUGCGAGGUGUGUGCCGCCAAGGAGGCCCGCUACGCUUGUCCCAAGUGUGAGGUCAAGACGUGUUGCCUGGACUGCGUCCAGAUCCACAAGAAGGAGCUGUCAUGCGAUGGCCAGCGGGACCGUACCAAAUUCGUGCCCCUCAACCAGAUGACGUCCACCGAUUUCAUGAGCGACUAUUGCUUCCUGGAGGAGGCCACACGCUACACGGAAGCGCGCAAGUCGGAUCGCACCAAGAGCUUCACCCACGACAGCAGCAGCAACAACAAAAACCUCUCGGUGGCACAACACCGACUGCGAACGGCGGCCUACUGGCGUAAUGUCCGUCUGGAGCUGCUGCUCCCGAACUUCAGCAAGCACAAAGAGAACACCACGUAUUUUGACUGGAAGCAAAGAUGCAUUUUCUGGCGUGUGGAGUGGCAGUUCGUAAACAUUCCGGCGGAGGAGAAUGAUCAGGGUCAGGCGGAGGCAGUAGCUCGCUUCGUGGAUGCCCGUUGCGAUGAGCACGAAACCCUGGCGAAUUUCGCCCUUAAAUAUGUAGAUCUGCAGCAGGAGACGGCGCGGAAUCAUCGCAAGCGUUUGGCCCACCACCAAACGGCGGGUAUUGGCCAGCUGAGCUUCUGGCUGCAGGCCGAACGCGUUCCAUUUAGUGCCACACGUUGCUAUGCCCUGGAGGCGUCAAAGCCUUUGGGCAAGAAUCUAAGCCGCAAGACCAUCAUCGAGUUUCCCACCAUCUAUGUUACCUACGAGCCGAAGCCGCCCUUGGGAUUCGAGGCAAUUGAAUGCGACAACUGGGACCUGGGAGAAGAAGCACCCACAUCCUCGCCACCUGCUAAGAAAUUCAAGAAAGAACGUCGGUUAUAUGAAGAGAAAAUGGCUUCUAAGGAACGCGGCAAGCGCUUUACUCAGGACAACAGAAGCCCCUCGAUGCCAUCGCAGAAGCGAUUGCGAAAGGCGGCCUUAAGCCGCAAGGUUCGACUUCAGUGGCAGGAGCCAAACUUCAGCAAACACAAGGAGAACACCACUUAUUGGGACUGCAAGCUGUCCUGUCUCUUCUGGCGUGUGGAGUGGUAUUUUGUCAACAUUCCGACUGAGGAGGGGGACAAUUUCCAGUUCGAGGCAAUGGCCCGCUUCGUUGAUGCUCGUUGCGAUGAGAAUGACAAACUGGCGGAUCUCGUCCUCAAGUAUGUGGAUUUGGAGCAUCAGACGGCACAAAAUAAUCUCAAGCGUUUGAGCCGUCAUCAAACCGUGGGCAUUGGCCAGCUGAGCUUCUGGCUGCGUGCCGACGGUGUUAACAAUAGCGAUUUUGUAUGCUAUGCCCUAAAUGCGACCGAGCCGCUGGGCAAGAAUAUAGCUGGCAAGACCAUUAUCGAGUUUCCCACCAUCUUUAUUACCCACGAACCAAAGCCGCCCAUGGGAUUCAAUGUGAUAGAAUGCGAUAAUCUGGAGCUGAAAGAAGAGACAUCCGCCUCAGAGGAAGAGACCAAGACUGAUGUUUUUCAUGGUAUGACCACAACCGUUGCCAAAGAGGUUGAUGAAGCUGAUAAGGAUGACGGCCAAGACGACUUUGAGACCGAAGAUGAAGACAAAGACGAUUUUGAGACCGAAGAUGAAGACAAAGACGACGUGGAGACCGAAGAUGAAGACAAAGAUGACAUGGAGCCCGAAAAUGAGGACGAAGACGAGGACAAGUCGGAAGAUAAAGACAAAGACGACGGUGACUUGGCUCCUGAGGAAAAUAACACAGAAUAAGGCUCUCCGUAGUCUUUAAGGAGAACAUAAGCAAUGCUUCUCUCCCACUCUACCCUUUCGGCAUACAACCCUUAUCCAAAUUUAAGAAAAACCACAUUUAAUAUAUUAAUUUUUACAUAAAUCAUGUAUUUUUCCUCAUA
This is a messenger RNA of Drosophila serrata, 2043 nucleotides long. RefSeq lists its product as uncharacterized. Gene Ontology annotation, cellular component: nucleus; pre-snoRNP complex. The record is from RefSeq and is a predicted model, not a curated record. Gene Ontology annotation, biological process: snoRNA localization; maturation of LSU-rRNA from tricistronic rRNA transcript (SSU-rRNA, 5.8S rRNA, LSU-rRNA); box C/D snoRNP assembly. Lineage: Eukaryota; Metazoa; Arthropoda; Insecta; Diptera; Drosophilidae.